Vigna angularis (adzuki bean) is the source of this 1764-nucleotide messenger RNA. RefSeq lists its product as uncharacterized. Gene Ontology annotation, biological process: protein geranylgeranylation; protein farnesylation. NCBI's taxonomy places the organism in Eukaryota, Viridiplantae, Streptophyta, Magnoliopsida, Fabales, Fabaceae. Gene Ontology annotation, cellular component: protein farnesyltransferase complex; CAAX-protein geranylgeranyltransferase complex; cytoplasm. The record is from RefSeq and is a predicted model, not a curated record. The coding region runs from base 200 to 1513 and encodes 437 amino acids. The transcript has 11 exons. Gene Ontology annotation, molecular function: protein farnesyltransferase activity; CAAX-protein geranylgeranyltransferase activity.
CUUUUAUUCCCAAAGGAACCUGCAAGUUUGUGAUACCCAGAAGAAAAAUGACUCUUUUCUUUUUGUUUUUGAAACCGAAACAACUUCACGUGCUCAUAAUUUCAUCUGGGUCUUGCUCAAACAAGUCUGAAUUUGUAGUGCCCGUGACCUGUUUGUGAAAAUUCCCUCAGCACCUUUGGCUUGAUACAGGUCAACAGAUAUGAGUGAAGAGUCUGACUCUAAAGUCGAGGCUAUGGAUCUGUUACGCCAGUUGGAGGAUAUCCUUGAAUCUGAUGCUCUAAUUGACGAGCUGGGCUUUAUUCAUCCCUCACAAUUCCCUUUGCUAAAGGAAGAAUCGGACAUUUCGUGUAAUUUAUCUUAUGAAGCUAUCCAUCAAUCAGAAGAUGGAGUAGUAAGCCCCGUGGAACCUUCCAAACAAGACAACAUAUAUUUCUGGAACAGAGAUCAUAAACUGGGAAUUUCAACUCAUGUUCUUCUACCGUUAUAUAGAGCUGCUAAAGAUGCAUUUUUUAUUACAUUUAAACAAUACAGAAUGUGUGACAACCAAUCUGGUAAAGGAAUUUGCUUACCUGCCUCUUCUUGUGAUCAUCUUGAAAGUACCCUUCUGAGACAUAGCAAGUCUCUUCUGCUGCUAAGCUGUGAUUUUAUGACAGCUUGGAAUUGCAGAAAGUUAAUAGUGUCCAAGAAGCAGCAGCUCUCAAUGUUUGUAGAUGAACUUCUGCUGUCAGGACUUGUACUCUCAUAUUCACCCAAAAGCGAACAAGCUUGGAAUCAUAGGCGAUGGGUGAUCAAGUCAAUCUCUGCAAACUGUUCAAAUUUCAAAGAGAUAUUGGGAAAAGAAUCUGAGCUGGUGGAAAAAAUAGCCGAGAGAUCAAAAAUGAAUUAUCGUGCAUGGAAUCACCGUUGCUGGUUAGUCUCAUACAUGACCAUUGACCAGGUUCUGUCUGAGUUAAGGAAAUCAAGAAGUUGGGCUGCACUGCAUGUCGCUGAUAAUUGUUGUUUCCAUUAUCGCAGACGACUAUUACUGAGAAUUAUGGAGGGUCAAAGUUGUCUGGAAGAUACUGUAUCUUGUGGUCAUAAUGUUAAUAUAGUCCAAGCCUUGAAGGACGAGCUUGAUUGGAAUGAAACACUGAUAAAACGUUAUGUUGGAAGAGAGGCUCUAUGGCUUCAUCGGCGCUUCCUUUCCACGUGCUGGAUAAAUAAUUUUGUACCUGAUUCUGGGGAUGAGUCCUACCAUUCCAAGGAGGCAAUAGGCCUGUAUCAUGACUUUGGCACCUUUCUGCAGAAUGAAUUGUGUCUUCUCGACUCCUGCUCAACUUUUGUUGAUGAUGAUUUUGUGGAUGUCCAAGCACAAGCUGCACAUUCUGCUUCUUAUAUUCUGUGGUUGAAAGUGCAAGUCCCCAAGACUCUGGUGAAUCAGCUCCAAGAGAAGAUAAGGGAUGCUGAUCUGAAGACCUUGCUGAAUAAGUCAUGCCCAGAGAGAUCCUCACUGUUCAAUUACUUCAUGAACUAGAAGAAAGCGUAUGAGCUACAUAGGAUGUAGUAGAUCUUAUUACUCAUUCUAACAGUUAGUUUAUCUUAUUUUAUGUCCGGUACAUCUUUUGCAGGUUAAAAGCAGAGUUUAAAUAAUUCCAUACAUGUAUUUGUAAAAACAUCCAUAGGAAGUUGCUUUCAUAACAAGUGUUCUUGAUGUGUUUCAUAUGAAACUCUUUACAGUAACAAUGUUAGUUUGAGGUCAUAUUUCAUUCAUUAAUUAUGAUUAAA